UCAGGCAUUGCUUACUGUAGAAUGUUUGACUCUCCCCAGAAUGAGAAGGAGCAUCAGGAAUGGUGUUAGAAUUGGGGGGUCAGACUUACUUUUUAUUUCAGGGGGUGAAAUUUGGUGUGCCUCCUCCUUCUCACUGGGGAAGUCACCUGCUAAGAAGUUAACAAAUGCACUAAGCAAGUCUCUGAGUUGUGCUUCCAGCCGUGAACCUUUGCACCCCAUGUUUCCUGAUCAGCCUGAAAAACCACUGAACUUGGCUCACAUCGUGCCUCCCAGACCUGUAACCAGCAUGAAUGACACACUCUUCUCCCACUCUGUACCCUCCUCAGGAAGUCCUUUCAUAACCAGAAGCAUGCUCGAUAGCCCAAACCGUCUUGAUGAGGAGCACAGGCUGAUUGCCAGAUAUGCAGCAAGACUGGCAGCAGAGACAUCCUCAACUCAGCCUAGUCAGCAAAGGGGUCCUUCUGAUAUUUCUUUCACCAUUGAUGCAAAUAAACAACAAAGGCAGCUGAUUGCAGAACUUGAAAACAAGAACAGAGAAAUCUUACAAGAGAUCCAGCGGCUACGGCUGGAGCAUGAACAGGCUUCUCAGCCUACCCCAGAGAAAGCCCAACAGAAUCCUACUCUCCUGGCAGAGCUUCGUCUUCUCAGACAACGCAAGGAUGAGUUAGAACAGAGGAUGUCUGCUCUUCAGGAGAGCCGGAGGGAACUGAUGGUCCAGUUAGAAGGUCUCAUGAAGCUCCUAAAGGAAGAAGAACUGAAACAGGGAGUAAGUUAUUUCCCCUCAUGUAGGUCUUGACUCACAAUGGCGUGUUAACAGGCAUCUUGUGGCUUUUCCGACUGCUCUUGCCUCUAAUGUGUGCUCAUGCUUGGUUUGAGAGGAAAAUAUCGUCCUAAUUUGCCUCCAUUUCAGUGUGUUUGCUUGUGUUGAGAUUUAGAAGAAGUGGUAUUUUUCAUGCCUGUUAUUACUGUCAACAUCAAACAGUUACAAGAGAACAGAGUGUACUUUUGUUAGAGCCUUUUCUCAUCUCCAGGGAUCCAAGUUUCUAACCAAUUUCAUGCCUUUCUGAGUUGUUGUUCAGACUAACCAAAAUACUCUUUUAUUGAUAUAAAGAUACACACUUAACUAAAACCACACUGGAGGUAAAUAUUGUCUUGGAGACUCCAUGGUAUUCAAUACAUAAUUUCUAUAUCCUUCACAAGAAAAUACAUGCUAUAGAUAGAUUGCAUUUUCCAACUGGAUGUAUUAAUGUGAAGCCGCCUUUUAUAAAAACCAGCCAAUUAAACUUUGUGUCUGCCUCAUAAGUACUCUGCCUCGUUCCAUGCUAUUCCCCUAAAUGGACUCACUCUUAUCAAAGAAGAUUGCAAAGGCAUUAUCCAGGAGAGUUGCCUAUUGGCUUUCAGCUUUUCUCAUCCAGACCCAAGCAAAAAUUCUUUUGUUCGUCUAACUUACUCAUUAAUGACUGGAUAACUUUUAGUCAUUUUUGCCAGUGAGAGCUUUUCCUCCAGAAGAGCCAUGAGAUCAUUAAAUCUGCCUCCUAAUGCAGCACUGGCCACAUUAUUAUGCAGUGAUCAUAAGCUUUUCUGUGAGGAAAUUCCCAGCUUCAUGGUCAGGUUCAGAUUCCAGUAGAGGGAGCAGUGUACUUAAAAACAAAAAUAAAGUGAGCUACAGUAGCUUUUAGUUCAAGUGUGUAUAUCAAGCUGUGUAUCUAUAAUAUGACCCACUAAUCCAAAGUUCCAAGGAAGUUUAAAGCCAGGUUCAUAGAGCAAAUGGAAUAAUACUCUUACAAAAGCCAAGCAAUCCUUUAAUUUCUUUACAUUUCCUUUGCCUUCUUCUUGCCUUUUAUUCACUCUGUACAUGUGUGUGUAUGUAUAUAUGUAUAUUGCUAACAGAACAAGUCAGAGUAUUGGCAAAGUGUUUCAUUUCUCAUCCCCACUGCAUGAGAGGAAAGAGAUAGAAUCUCAAAGUUCUAGACAAAGACGAGACAGAACUUUAAAUAUCUUGCAUUUAAAUAUUGUAUGUUUAAAAUUUUUGCAUUUUGUAAAAAGCUUAGCUCAAAAGUUUCGAAUUAAAAUUUGGUAAGAAACAUAGUGGGAAGAGUAUUGAAUUUUGGAGUCAAAGAACUUGAGUUCAGAUCCUAGCUCUGCAACUUAUUAUCUGUGUGACACUGAACAAAUCAUCUAAUCCCUUUAGGCCUCGGUUUCCUCAUUUAUAAUAAAAUGAGAGAUUAAACUAGGUGAUCUCUAAGGUUCAUUCCAGCUCUAAAUUCUUUAAUUGUAUGAUACUAGUUGGCAAUCUAUCCAAAAGAUGUCAUUAAAUUUCAAAUGCUCACAUUCUAAUGUUCCAAUAAAGAAAAAUAAAUUUCUUAGGGAGCAGCUGUUUGAGGAAGCUUCCUUUUCCUGCUUAAUUUCACAUGUUGGUUUCUAUUAUUCUCCUCUGAUCCCAGCAAGGAAGGAAAAUAGAACUGUCCUAAGCUUAGAAGAAAGAUAAGUCUCCCUGCAAGCCCUCCUGGGUUCAACUUCCUCCCGGAUAGAGGGAAAACUAAGCCAUCAGUCAACUUUGUAUCAUUUCCAGUGGAAGACUCCAGUCACUCAACUAUUAGAAAGGCCAGCAGUCCCAGAAGUACAUAGACAUGCUCUGUCCAUUUACCAGAAAGGCAUCAUUCCAGCCUUCUCCUCUCCUUUUCCCCAUGCUGGUGGCAUCACCAGUCCUCCCUUCAGUUGAAUCAGGUUCAAUAGUAAAUAUUGUUGCUAUAUACCAUUCUGUGAGCCAAUAACCCAUCACUUAUAUGUGUAUUCCAUAAAAGACAUGGGCUAAAGGGUAGGAGAUUUCACCAUUUCUUCUACUUCCCUAUUCUGCAGUCAUUUCUGUCCCCAUUGGAUCCUUGUUCUCUUUGAAGAUCCUUUCUUUUUGUGGAGCAUGGUAUGUAUAUAAUCCCUAGUUUCUCUUAUGAGAAAUAUUGUAUGUCGGGAAGAGGAUGGGAAUAAGCCACAGUGCCUGAAACCCAAUAUAAUGAUUAUGGCAUCCCACACAAUGCAUUUUAGACGUUACUUGGAUUCAAGUUCCCUUGUUUUCUCUCCAUGUUAUUCUUUGUAUAUUUUUAAAGAUUUGCUGGAAGAAUUCCUAAACAUUACAGACAACCCUAAUGAUAAAAACUUGCAAAUAUAGUCAUUGGAUUUGAUGAUUCUGAUACCCAAAAUUUAAAAUAUUAUUAUAACCUAGUAGCAUCUCUGUUACAGCAAAAACAGCUAAUUUUUUAAUUUAGUUUCCUCCCCAUUUAUUUCUUCUUUACACAUGGCUUAAUUAAUUCAAUGAAAAAAGUUAAUACCAAUAAUAAAACAUUGCUAUAAUUUAGACCCUCAGUCUGCUGCUAUUUCCAAAUUCAUUUCAGAUAGUUGCAAUCAUAGAAUAAUCCCCACACUUUGAUGGCCCAGUUGCCACCCCCAUGCUAGCCAACAAUUUAUUGGAGAUACUAUGAGAAGCAGCAAAUUUGAUUGAUUGGGAGCUCUGCUCCUUUUAUUUCCUUUAUAUGUCCUUUCUGAGGAACAUAGCAAAAAGGAAGUAUCGGUCCCAAUAAAGUAGCCAGUUAGAGAACCUGAGAAAGGCAGUGAUUUUGUUACUCUCCACAAAGAAUAUGAAGGUGCUGAAUGAUGGAUCAGUUAUCAUCCAAGAGUUCAAAAACUUCAUUUUCUCCAAUUCUAUUUGUAGAUUUCUCUUUUUAAAAGGAGCUGACUUACUCUAGAGAAGGCCAGCUGCCUGCUAAGAAAACAGACUAGACAUUAUUUUUCCCAUACAUGCUUUCUGUUGUCAGGAGUUAGGUGGGUAUGGUUUUUUGAAUGAUUUUCUAAAUGAGAGCCAGGAUGUUACUAUCUAAGGCAUAGACAACUCUCCCUCUUAGAUUUAUCAUCCUACCUCUCUUCAGAUUGUUAUGGCUUAUAUUUUUUAAAUUAUUCUACUCAUCCCAAUUUGCCAGUACCACCUUCCUGUGUAGAUGACAUUAUCAUCUACUUAGAGCUGUUCUAUCCCUUUCUCACAGAAGUCCAUCCUCUAUCCAAAAAAAAAGUCUUAUCCCCUCAUCCACCUCCCUUCCUGCUUGUCUCAGAUAUGAAUGGUUUGCUUCCUAUUUAACAAAGCUAAUCUUUCCACCUCUAUCCUUGAUCUUAUCUCCUCCUGGACCUUACUCUAUCAUGCCUACCUAAUAGAUCUUCCCUGGCUCCAUCCAGAUUAUUUAAAAUAAAGGAGGAACAAUGAGGGAUAGGGGAAAGAGUAAUGGAUUUGAAGUCAGAAGACUGAAGACCUCUGUUCAAACAUUGACUCAAUAACUUAUUUACUAGCAAGGUGGCCUUGAGCUGGUUACUUAAUCAAGUCCUACUCCCCAAUCUAGAAAAUGAUGGAGCUGGAUUAGAUGACCUUUGAAGUCACUUCCAACUCUAAAUCUAAGAACCUUUGAUAUCCAUUUCUCCCCUUUCUUAAAAACAUCUUCCCUCUACAUUACUACUCCCCUCAACCUACUAUCCAAUCUUUCUUCUCAUCAGUAAUUGGCUCCUAGAAUUAACUACAUUUGUUGCCUUCACUUCCUCACCAAUUCCUUCCUCCACAUUUAACUAAUUGAAUCUAUGUGCCUUUCCUCCAUACUUGUACUCUAUCACCCCUUGCAACAACUGGCACUGGUACACACUCCCUACCUGAUGCCCUCUCCUCCCUUUGGUCAUGGAAUAUAACCAAGCUGGAUUAAAUUAAAUUAAACUGGAUCCUCCAUUAAUGCUAUAAUCAGAUUAAGUGGAUUUCCUAUCUAACAAUACUAGAAAACAAGUGAGAUAUCACAAGGAAACCCCUCUUUUGGAGGACAAAGAACAAUUCUAAGGAAGCUAAGGCCCAAGUCCUAGAAAAAGGUAUGCCCAGGAAUGAGGCUCCCACAUUUUCCAUAUGAGAGGUAGCCAACUAGACAGAAUAACAAUGCUAAAUACAAGCUCUGCCAGGGAAGUCCAAGGUUCAGUGCUCCAAAAUCACCACUAGCCUCCUCUUCAUCAUCAUCAUCAUCAUCAUCAUUACUUACUGCAUCUAUGACUUAAUUGACUAGAUAACUCCCAAUGAUGAAACCCCUCUAGCAGUAUAGACUAAUAACAAUUCUUCCAUCAGCAAUUCAUUUCAGUAAGCAUUUCGCAUAUGAUCACAUAGCCAGCCUGCAUUAGGGCCAGGUCCUCCUGACUCUGAGGCCAGUUCUCUAUCCAUUAUACCACACUGGCUUCCAAUUCACAAUUAAUGGGAAUAGAAAGGAAGAACAAAGCCAUCUAGGAUCAAAAAUUUAGGACUCUAAGGGAUGUCCAAUGAACCCUUUCCAUUUGACAAAUAUGAAAACUGAGGCCAAAGAGCUAAAGUGACUUGCCCAAGGCACACAGAUAGUAAGAGAGCUAGGAUUUGAAUCCAGAAUCCAGUGCUCUUUUUACAACCACUCUGUUUCUUCAAACCAGGUAUCAUAAAGGUUAUCAUCAUAACCCAGGGGGAGGUCAAUAACCAGUGGCAAGAUAAUCAUACCCUAUUGAUUAUUUAGAGUGCUCACUCUAGACAGGGCAUUUAGAAUACUAACACCUUGGAUACCAUGACACUGUACUCUCCUGGUUAUCUUCCUACAUCUCUGACCACUCCUUCUCUGUCUCCUUCACAGGCUCCUCUUCCUCCUCCUGCCCCCUAAUUGUAGGUGUUCCCCAAGGCUCUGUCCUUGGCCUUCUUCUCUGCUCUCUCUACAUUUUCUCCCUGGCAAUCUCAUCCACUACCACGGUUUCAACUAUCACCUCUAUGCAGAUGACACCCAAAUAUUUAUCUCCAUCUCAGACCUCUCUCCUGAGCUCCAGAUCUGCAUUUCCAACUGCCUACUGAACAUCACCACCUGGAUGUCUCGCCGACACCUCAAACUCAACAUAUCCAAAACAACUCAUCAUCUUCCCUUCCCCUAGACCUGUCCUUCCUAACCUUAUUUCUGCUCAUGAUACCAUCAUCUUUCCAGUAACCCAUAAUGAAAACCUCUGGGUCAUCUUUGGCUUAUUCUCACCAACAUGCAAUCAGUCACCAAGCCCUACUGGCCCUGGCACUAAUUUUCCUCCCAUCCUUUCCUACUGCUGGUAUCCUAGUUUAGGUCCCCCUUGACUUCCUCUCUCUUAAAUGGCCUCCCUGCCUCUUUCCUCUUUAUUCCUCUAGUGCAUUCUAUACACUGCUAUGAGAUUAAUCUUUCUAACAAUAAUGAGGAAGAGAAAAGAAUAGUGCAUAGAGAACUGACUUCAAGUCAGGAAGACCUGAGCUCAAGCCCUGCCCUUAGCACAUGUUUGUUGCUGUGCAACCCUGGGCAUCUCACUUAACUUGUAAGUGCUCUGGGGAACUUCAAAGCUAGAAGUUAUUGAUGAAUCUGACCUGCAUCAGGGAAGGCGGUUGGGAAUUUCUCAAACAGAUGAAAUUACAGGUCUGGACCAAAACAAAACAAAAUGACAUUAAUUUAAAGUUUUCCUUAUAAGACAGCAUAAUUAAAUGAUUUAAUUUUAAUUGACAUUUACAAAAUACAGUGUGCUUCACAUACAUUAUCCCACUUUUGUCUUCAAAAUAGCUCUGUGAAGUAGGUUUUACAAAGCCCAUAUUAAAAAUGAGGAAACUAUAGCUCAGGUAGAUAAAGUGAUUUGCCUAUGAUCAAACAGUUUGUAAGUUUUGGAGGGGAAACUUGAGCCCUGGUCUUCUUAACUUCAAAUUCGGGACUCUUUCCCAAUACAAUAUUAUUGCUUUAGCUUCCCCCAGCUAGUAAAUGUUAGAGGUGGAAUACAAAAUUGAGUUUUCUGAUUUCCAGGCCAUUAUACUCUCCAUAAUGCUGCCUCCCCUCAGAUAUAACUCUGAGCACAUCAUUUUCCUGCUCAGGAAGCUUCCCAGGCACCCCAUUGUCUACUACAUAAAGUUCAAACUCCAUGCUCUAUACCCACAUUUCAGAGUUUGGCUCACUCACCCACAUUUUUCAGCUUAUUUCACACAGUUCUCCCUUGUGUGUCCUAAGCUCGAAGCAGAGUGUAUUUCUUAAUACUUCCUAAACAUGCCUUGUAUGUAAUCUUCCCACCUUUGUGCUCUUGUCCAUAUUCUUCUCUCUAUCUGGAAAGUAUUCCUCUCCUAACUCUACCUGUUAAAAUUGUACCCCCCCUUCAAGAGCCAGCUCAAAUGCCAACUCCUCCAUGAAGCCUUUUUUUUUUUUCUGAAACCCUUCUCUGAACUUUGUUUAUACCUCUCUUAUGUACUUAGCACAUUCUACUGUGUAUUCUAAUUCAUUGUGUUCCUGGUUUAUCUCCUCUAUACUGUAAGCUCCUUGAGGGCAGGGACUGUGUCUAUACAUCUUUGUAUCCUCCUCAUUUCCUAGUGUAGCAUCUUGCAUGUAGUAGCUACUCAAUAAAUACAUGUUGAGUGAGUGAGUGAGUGAAUGAAUGGAUGGAUGAAUGUUGUAUGAACUUAGUUAUUUCUCUUAAAGCCAUACCUUGUCUUUGGUAUUAAGUGAAAAUCAAUUUGCUUCUUGAAAAGAUCUGGAAAAAUCAUAGGUGUGCAAAAGAUUUUUUGUUUUUUUAAGUAAUAUGUGUGGAUUGAAUGGAUCCAAGAGGACUGAACAUAGAAAUUAAUUUUUCACUCAUGCUUUAUGAAGAGAACUAUUUUUAAACUUCCUAAACAUGAUACAUGUUUUCCUCCCUUCCAUAAGUCGAUUUUGUUCUCAGCUCUGUUGUCAGAAAUGUUAGAUCUAUAUUACUGAUCUACAUGGACUGUUGUUCCUUAAUAAAAAAAAAUUUUUCCUACAGUAA
Molecule: messenger RNA, 7812 nt
Organism: Monodelphis domestica (gray short-tailed opossum)
Lineage: Eukaryota; Metazoa; Chordata; Mammalia; Didelphimorphia; Didelphidae
Source: RefSeq, a predicted model, not a curated record